This is a messenger RNA of Parastagonospora nodorum SN15, 622 nucleotides long. RefSeq lists its product as hypothetical. NCBI's taxonomy places the organism in Eukaryota, Fungi, Ascomycota, Dothideomycetes, Pleosporales, Phaeosphaeriaceae. The coding region runs from base 1 to 591 and encodes 196 amino acids. The transcript is spliced from 2 exons. The record is from RefSeq and is a predicted model, not a curated record.
AUGGACUUCCUCUACCUUCGUCAAGAUGCGCCUCGCGGCCUCAAGAUCGUGCAGACUGCACAAGCCAGCAUCGUCGUCCUCACGGUGAUUGCGACUUUCCUAACUGCCGUCAUCCCUCAGAAGCACAAGACCUUUACCUUCGGUCUUCUCUACUCGCUCAUCUUCACGUCCAUCACAACUACCAUUCUCGUGCGCAAGGAACGCCUCGCUGCCGCCAAGAACCUGCUCACCAAGGACAAAUAUGUCAAGUAUCAGAUGUUCAAGAUCGUCGCAGCAUUCGGCAUGUACUUCAUCGGCUUCAUUCUCUGGAUUGCAUCAAUGCCCAAGAAGCAGGAGUCACUUAGGAAAGGCGAGAGCGGUAUGAUACUCGGUGGUGUCAAGAUCAACAGGUACCAGGGAUGGAUCAUGUGGAUGCACUUCUUCAACUGGGUCUUCCUCUGGUCUAGCUUGUUCUACUCUUGCUGCAUGGCCCCGAAGGAGCAGGGCGCCAUCGCCCUUCCUGGCGACGAGGCAGCCCUCAAUGCCGGCGAUCUCGAUGACGAGGAGUAUGCGCGCCGCCAGCAGGCCGAAGGCCCCAACUGGCAAGGAUAGAGAAUGCGAUCUGAAUACCUGCAGAAGAUCA